UAGCAUCGCCACGAACAAAAAUAUCGGUGUGAACAUCGACGCUCGACGUAUCGAUGUUUUUUCACACCACUAACUUUUUCUUUUCGCUUCUGGUUUCCGGCAAGCUUCAAGAUGACCAUCCGCCCAGCAUACAGGCCCAAGAUCGUGAAGAAGCGCACCAAGCACUUCAUCCGCCACCAGUCGGACCGAUAUGCUAAGCUGUCGCACAAAUGGCGCAAGCCCAAAGGUAUCGACAACAGAGUGCGUCGCCGCUUCAAGGGACAGUAUCUGAUGCCCAACAUCGGUUAUGGAUCGAACAAGCGCACCCGCCACAUGCUGCCCACCGGAUUCAAGAAGUUCCUGGUGCACAACGUGCGUGAGCUGGAGGUCCUGCUCAUGCAGAACCGCGUCUACUGCGGCGAGAUCGCCCACGGCGUCUCCUCCAAGAAGCGCAAGGAGAUCGUUGAGCGCGCCAAGCAGCUGUCUGUCCGCCUCACCAACCCCAACGGUCGCCUGCGUUCUCAAGAGAACGAGUAAGCUUAAGAUUCUUGAGAGUUCUUGUAACGUGGUCGGAAUACACAUUUGUAAACGUUAA
Messenger RNA from Drosophila yakuba, 574 nucleotides. It is a transcript of the gene RpL32, whose product is annotated as 60S ribosomal protein L32. The coding region runs from base 112 to 516 and encodes 134 amino acids. Gene Ontology annotation, molecular function: structural constituent of ribosome. Gene Ontology annotation, cellular component: cytosolic large ribosomal subunit; ribosome. The record is from RefSeq and is a predicted model, not a curated record. NCBI's taxonomy places the organism in Eukaryota, Metazoa, Arthropoda, Insecta, Diptera, Drosophilidae. The transcript is spliced from 3 exons. Gene Ontology annotation, biological process: translation.